Ricinus communis (castor bean) is the source of this 2037-nucleotide messenger RNA. RefSeq names its product abscisic acid 8'-hydroxylase CYP707A2. Bases 80 to 1486 code for a protein of 468 amino acids. Gene Ontology annotation, molecular function: (+)-abscisic acid 8'-hydroxylase activity; iron ion binding; heme binding. The transcript is spliced from 7 exons. Lineage: Eukaryota; Viridiplantae; Streptophyta; Magnoliopsida; Malpighiales; Euphorbiaceae. Gene Ontology annotation, biological process: sterol metabolic process; abscisic acid metabolic process. The record is from RefSeq and is a predicted model, not a curated record.
CCCUCACACUACUUCCUACUUCUGCUUCUACUUCUACUCCUACUCCUACUUAGCUGCUAACUCCUCCUAUUUUACACGCAUGGAUUUCUUCGCCUUCUUCUUUCUAUUGUUUCUUUCCAUUUCCUUCGUCUUCCUUCUCAUUUCUCUCCUUAAUUUCUUCUUUCCUUCCAAUUCAUCCGCCAAAUUGCCUCUCCCUCCCGGCUCAUUGGGUUGGCCUUACAUUGGAGAGACCUUCCAGCUCUACUCCCAAAACCCGAAUGUCUUCUUUGCCUCCAAACAGAAAAGGUAUGGCUCCGUCUUCAAGACCCACAUCUUGGGUUGCCCUUGUGUCAUGAUUUCUAGUCCCGAAGCUGCUAGAUUCGUACUUGUGAGCAAAGCUCAUCUCUUCAAGCCAACAUUCCCGGCGAGCAAAGAAAGGAUGUUAGGCAAACAAGCCAUCUUUUUUCACCAAGGAGACUACCACAACAAAUUGAGAAAACUCGUUCUUCGCGCUUUUGUACCUGAUGCAAUCAAAAGUAUCGUCUCUGAUAUCGAGUCCAUUGCUAAAGAAUCUGUACACUCUUGGGAAGGAAGGGACAUUAAUACUUUCCAAGAAAUGAAAACAUAUGCAUUCAAUGUUGCACUGCUCUCAAUAUUUGGAAAGGACGAAUUUCAAUAUAGAGAAGAACUAAAAAGAUGUUACUACAUUCUUGAAAAGGGAUACAAUUCAAUGCCCAUUAAUCUACCAGGGACACUCUUUCACAAAGCAAUGAAAGCAAGAAAAGAGCUAGCUCAGAUCCUAGCCAAAACUCUGUCGAGCAGGAGACAAAUGAAGCUCGACCGAAAUGACUUGCUUGGAUCUUUCAUGGAAGACAAGGAAGGAUUGAGUGAUGAACAAAUUGCAGAUAACAUUAUUGGAGUGAUAUUUGCAGCUCGUGAUACUACAGCUAGUGUUCUCACAUGGAUUCUAAAGUAUCUUGGAGAAAACCCAAGUGUUCUUCAAGCUGUAACCGAAGAGCAAGAGGAAAUAGUAAGAAGUAAAGAGAAGAGUGGUGAGCAGAAAGUUCUGAAUUGGGCAGAUACAAAGAAGAUGCCAGUAACAUCAAGGGUUAUUCAAGAAACAUUAAGGGUUGCUUCAAUUUUGUCUUUUACUUUCAGAGAAGCUGUUGAGGAUGUUGAGUAUGAAGGAUAUCUGAUCCCAAAAGGAUGGAAAGUCUUGCCACUUUUCAGAAACAUUCACCAUAGCCCAGAAAUCUUUCCAGAUCCUGAAAAGUUUGAUCCUUCAAGAUUUGAGGUUGCACCAAAACCCAAUACAUUCAUGCCAUUUGGCAAUGGGACCCAUUCAUGUCCAGGGAAUGAAUUAGCUAAGCUGGAAAUUCUUGUCCUUCUCCAUCACCUGACCACCAAGUACAGAUGGACAAUGGUGAGUACAGAUAAUGGGAUUCAGUAUGGCCCUUUUGCCCUUCCCCAGAAUGGUUUGCCCAUCAAGUUGUCCCAGAAAUCGUAGUACCAUUUUCACCUUCAUGCAAAUUGCAAUGCAACACAGCUAGAAAGAAAGAAAGAAAGCCACCAUCAACCAAUCAUCCAUUAAAGACAAGGGAACCUUUCUAUAUCAUAUAUACACAUACAGCUAAGGCCUGCCUGCUGCAUGCUUCUUUAUUUUAUAGAAAAGGUUUCCUUCCACUUUCUUCAAAGGAGACGGAAAGAAGAGAGCAAUUUUUAUUUUACCAUUUUCCCUUGUGGCCACAAACACGGCUCAUACAAGAGACAUUUGAAGACUGCUAUGUUAUACCAAAGGGAACUCAUCAACUGUACAGAAGAGUGUCAUUCCCUUUUUCUUUUUUCUUAGUUUUCCUCCAAAUUUUUAUUUUAUUUUAUUUUAUUUUUUAUCUUCAAUUUAUAGUUAAUUAAGGUUAGUGGAUGAUGCUAGUGGUUGAUCCCAAAUUGGGAUCGCUUCUGUAAUUGUAUUUAACUUCAUAUUUUACAUAUAUAAAUAAUAUGUGUAAUGCCGCAAGGCAAACCCUGAAAUUUUCCUAAUAAAUGCAACUUUGAUCUUCA